Messenger RNA from Staurois parvus, 473 nucleotides. The record is from the annotation of a GenBank genome assembly. NCBI's taxonomy places the organism in Eukaryota, Metazoa, Chordata, Amphibia, Anura, Ranidae.
GUCCGGCAGUCUUCUGGGACCUGUCAUGUGUCUGCAGUGUUUGGUCAUCUCCUGUAGUAUGGCCGCAGUCUCUGGUCAUCUCCUGUACUGUGUCCGCAGUCUCUGGUCAUCUCCUGUACUAUGUCCACAGUCUCUGGUCAUCUCCUGUAGUAUGGUCGCAGUCUCUGGUCAUCUCCUGUACUGUGUCUGCGGUCUCUGGUCAUCUCCUGUACUGUGUCCGCAGUCUCUGGUCAUCUCCUGUAGUAUGGCUGCAGUCUCUGGUCAUCUCCUGUACUGUGUCCGCAGUCUUUGGUCAUCUCCUGUAGUAUGGCCGCAGUCUCUGGUCAUCUCCUGUACUGUGUCCGCAGUCUCUGGUCAUCUCCUGUACUGUGUCUGCAGUCUCUGGUCAUCUCCUGUAGUAUGGCUGCAGUCUCUGGUCAUCUCCUGUACUGUGUCCGCAGUCUCUGGUCAUCUCCUGUAGUAUGGCUGCAGUC